Molecule: messenger RNA, 1584 nt
Organism: Hibiscus syriacus
Lineage: Eukaryota; Viridiplantae; Streptophyta; Magnoliopsida; Malvales; Malvaceae
Product: BTB/POZ domain-containing protein At3g49900-like
Exons: 7
Coding region: 1-1584 (527 amino acids)
Source: RefSeq, a predicted model, not a curated record
AUGGCGAUGGUCGAUGGGAAUGUUGAAGCUGGAGAUGGAGUUGGAGAUGGGGUCGGGUUGGUGUUGGAGAUGGUGUUAGAGUUUAUGUUGGUGUCGGUAUCGGUCCAAAGUCCAGGUUCGGGUCAAAGCCCAACCGAGCCUGAAAGCCUGACCAAGCAAGCAGACCCGUUUUGGGAUCGAGGGGUUGAGGAGAGUUUUCUGGGUGAUUUUGUUUUUUUUUCGGCCGCCGCGACGGGGAGGCCACUAGGCAAUGGCCGGCCAUCGGGGCCGGUUGGAUGGGUUGAUAGCUUCUCUCGUUUAGGGGAGAAGGAUUCUGGAGUUUUGAGGUUCAACUCUAAUCAAGCUGGUAAUUCCUUACGUAUGUAUGGAUGCAGUUAUGAUGAACUGCACAAUGGAGUGUUUGGUUGGAGGGUUAAAGAAUCGUUCCUGUGCAAUAUCGACAUCAGUGUGGGAGUUCUUUCAGUGUUUCUUGUGGAGUACGAUACAGUUGUAAUUAGGGGACAUGUAGGUCUCAUUUUGCGGAGAUUAACCCAACAAUCUGAAUUCACGUUAUCCCCGCCGUUAAACAUAACUGUCGAAACCUUCUCUCUCGUUGUCAAUUUUUGUUACGGGACUCACCUCCUCGUAACGAUGUUUAACGUCGCGUCCCUCCUGGUAGCAGCGGAACUCCUCGGGGUGACGGAGACCAAAGGUGACGGCGACAGUAACUUGAAGCAGAUGACCGAGAAUUACUUCCAUCGAUUCAUUGCCGUCAACGGAGAGUACGCGGCGAUUGUUUUCAGGUCUUGCCUGACGUUGCUCCCGGAGGCGGAAACAAAGUCGUUUCUCUUUAGUAGAUGCGUCGAGGCUAUGGAUUUAGCGGAGGAUGGGAACGGCUUCGACGGUUGCUUUGAGGAUGUUAUUUCUUUGCGCGCCGAGGAUUUCAGAAUCCUUACCGAGUCUAUGCACCAACGAUUUGAGUACCACGAUUUGCUUUAUGGAAUCGUUGAUUUUUAUCUCGAGGGUACAAUUAAAGGAGCCUAUUUCAUACAUAAAUGUCUAGGAAACAAGCUCUUGCCUCAACUCCUCUUACAUGCAGUGCAAAACCCUCGAAUGCCAUUGCGUUUCGUGGUCCGAGCCAUGUUGGUGGAACAACUCAAUACCCGCCGCACCAUUUUCUCAGCCGCCAAUCACCAUUUAUCGCGUAGCCAUCGCCCUAGAACCAGCAACAGCAACGACGACGUUGACGACAACAUCACGGUCGGUGAAAUCCUCGAACGCGACGCCACCAAGCGGGAAACGGCUCAACUCAAGGCAGCAAUGGACGCCACGAGUUCCAGGAUCCAAACCCUGGAAAAACAGUUGCUUUGCAUGAAAAAGAUAUUGCAGGAGUCUGAUGAGAAUGUUAUUGAAGGAACCGGUGGUGGGUCUAGAGAUGUGAUGGAAUCGGGCCGGUCAGCUAGUUUCCGUUACGUUUCAGGGAAUAAGAUUGAAAGAUCAUACCUUGGAGCUCCUUCCUCGGCUAGUUUCCGGUUCAUUGGCGGUCCAAAAGAAAGAGCACUGGGAUCUUCCACACCAGAGAUUAGAGAUUUUGAUUUGGUAUAA